CUUGACUGACCCGUUCGCCAUUCAGUUGAGCAUGAGGAUGGUCCGAGGCAACGUGCUCUUGAUGAUUCUGGCGCCGCUGCUGGUGCUUCCAGAUUCACGUGUGAAUGGCGCCAACAUUUUGGGCAUGUUCAGCACAUUUAGUCCAUCGCAUUUGAUAGUGCACAUGUCAAUGAUGCGGGCGCUGGCGGAUCGUGGACACAAUGUGACCAUUGUGACGGCUUUGAAGCCCAAGCUCGUGCCGCAUGAGAAUAUAACAUAUAUCCUGGCGCCGCUCAGUGAACAUCAUCUGGCCUUCGUGAACGAGUACAUGGCGAACUCGGCCAAGGAGAAGCAUUCAAUGGCUAUGACAUUUCUCAAGACAAUAAUAGGAACAGGUCAAUUGAUGGACAGUCAGUAUGAGUUCCUGUUACAUCCCAAUGUGCGGGCACUUCACGAGCAGCCGCAGGUGAAGUUCGAUUUGAUGAUCUUGGGCUAUGUGUUCAAUGAUUACCAAUUGGGCGUGGCAGCCAAGUUGGGCAUACCCGCGAUUAUAAGCUGGGUGGGCGUGCCAUUUUCAUUUGUCGACGACGAGGUGGGCAACAUCUACGAUCCCGCGUAUGUGCCCAACGUGAAUGUGGUUCAGGACAAGCGCCUCCGUACCAUGGGCUUCGGUCUGCGACUGCGCAACUACCUUAGCUGGCUGUUGCUCAAAGGUAUAGGCCUGGCACUGGAUGUACGCAUGAACAACUAUUACACACGCGUUUUUGGCGAGGAUCCUGCUCUGCCCAGCUACCAAGAUGUGAAGCGUCGCGUCUCGCUGCUCUUCUACAAUUAUCACUCGCAUAGCGAGGGUCCUGUACGUCCCACGGUGCCGCAGUCCAUUGAAAUUGGUGGCGUGCAGAUCAAGGAGCAGCCGGAUCCAUUGCCUAAAGAGCUGGCUGAAUUUAUGGCCAAUGCCACAGAGGGUGCCAUCUUCUUUAGCCUGGGCACCAAUGUUAAGAGCUCCUACUUCAAGCCACACAUCAUGGAGGCUAUCUUCCAGGUGCUCGCGCGCCAGCCGCUGCACGUCAUCUGGAAAUGUGAUGAUCUGCAGCAUAAGCCGGGCCAUGCUGCAAAUAUAUACUUUCACAACUGGCUGCCACAGGACGACAUCCUGGCCCAUCCAAACACCAAGCUCUUCAUCACGCACGCCGGCAAGGGUGGCAUUGCGGAGGCCCAGUACCACGGUGUGCCCAUGCUGGCGCUGCCCGUGUUUGGUGAUCAGCCUGGCAAUGCAGAGCUAAUGGUAUCCGCCGGCUUCGGACUGAGUCUGGAUCUGCUCACGCUAACCGAGGAUAGACUGGAGCAGAGCAUACGCGAGCUGCUGCACAAUCCUGCAUAUCGCCAGAAUGUCCGCAAAUUUUCCCAGCUCUAUCGCGAUCGUCCGCUCACCGCUCGUCAGUCUGUCGUCUAUUGGACGGAGUACGUAAUGCGGCACAAUGGUGCCUACCACCUGCAGAGUCCCUGGCUGCACAUGGACUUUGUGGCACGCCACAAUCUCGAUGUGUAUGCCUGCCUCCUACUUGCUCUUGCCGUCUCUUUGUUUGUUUUUGCGCUGUUGCUGCGCUUCACUUUGAAGCAGCUGCGGCGAUUGGCACGCUCAAAAGACAAGGUCAAAGAGAAUUAGACACCUACAUCUAGUUAAUUCAAUUGAUAGACUGCACCCAUUACGCAUACGACGCGUGGCGCCGUAAUCAAACACACAAUGCUAUAAUCGGUAUAUAUUUAUAUAUAUAUAUAUAUACAUUUUUAUAUAUAGAACCACAAAAGUAUCAACAAGUUGCCAACACUCCUAUUGACUAUUAAUAGGCGCAUUUUUCUCUCUUUCUCUCACUCUCUGUCUCUCUAUCUGGCAGUGUGCAAUCACACUGAGGAAAAUUACGUAGUAGCUGCUGAAGAAUUUAAGAAAAAUUACGUUAAAUAUUGCUCUAAUAGAGUACAUAACACUUUUAAAUUAAAAACCUAAAAAUCCAAUUAAAAACCUUAAUGUUAAAUGGGUUGUCUAAAAAUAUAAAUAUCUGGGCUAACUGGGUUCUUAGAUUGUGAAA
Messenger RNA from Drosophila virilis, 2066 nucleotides. RefSeq names its product UDP-glycosyltransferase family 37 member E1 (gene Ugt37E1). The record is from RefSeq and is a predicted model, not a curated record. Gene Ontology annotation, molecular function: UDP-glycosyltransferase activity. Lineage: Eukaryota; Metazoa; Arthropoda; Insecta; Diptera; Drosophilidae.